Rana temporaria (common frog) is the source of this 1245-nucleotide messenger RNA. Its product is annotated as phospholipid scramblase 1-like. Lineage: Eukaryota; Metazoa; Chordata; Amphibia; Anura; Ranidae. Gene Ontology annotation, molecular function: phospholipid scramblase activity. Gene Ontology annotation, cellular component: plasma membrane. The transcript is spliced from 8 exons. The coding region runs from base 143 to 1051 and encodes 302 amino acids. The record is from RefSeq and is a predicted model, not a curated record. Gene Ontology annotation, biological process: plasma membrane phospholipid scrambling.
GCACUCAGUCACUCCCCUCCACAGACACAGAUUAUCCUCAACUGGAAGACAAGACUGACAGAGAGGGGGAGACCCCCACCAUCCGCAGCCUGGGGGGAGGGCAACAAGGUCAUCGGAUGUGUGGGACAGCAAGGACAUAAACAUGGCGGCUCCAGGUUACUCCUCACCUGCUCCGGGAUACCCCAACCCCCCAUACCCCUCUCCACCGUAUCCCACCGCCCCCUCCGCCCCGCCCGCACCUCUACCUCCUUCUCCUGGAUUCCAUGAUUACCCCGGAGGUGGGUGCAGCGUCCCCCCACAGCACCACAUGCACCCCCGCCCACAGCUGGAGCCAGCAGGGGGAGCACCUUAUAUGCCCGUCAGCAGCGGGAGCAACCCGAAUGCCUUGGAAUACCUGAGUCAGAUAGACCAAAUCCUCAUCCACCAGAAGACAGAACUUCUAGAAGCGGUGACGGGCUUCGAGACCUGCAAUCAGUACGAGCUGCGCAAUAUAAUGGGCCAGCGCAUCUUCUCGGUGCAGGAGAGGAGCACGGUGUGCGCUCGCUGCUGCUGCGGAUCCCUCCGCCCCCUCAAUCUGCACGUCUGCGACUACACGGGACGGGAGGUCAUCCACUUUGUCCGCCCACUCAGAUGUUCCAGCUGCUGCUUCCCCUGCUGCUUACAGGAGUUGGAGGUGCAGAGCCCCCCAGGUCAAACCAUCGGUUACGUUGCCCAGACGUGGCACCCGUUCCUCCCCAAGUACUCUCUGAUGACGGAGAGCCGGGAGCCGGUGUUGAAGGUGGUCGGUCCGUGUCUGAUGUCCAGCUGCUGUGGAGACAUUAACUUCCAGGUGAAGCCGCUGUGUGAGUCGCGCAGUGUGGGUCGGAUCAGUAAGCAGUGGACCGGACUACCCAAGGAAAUCUUCACAGAUGCCGAUAAUUUUGGGAUCCAGUUCCCGAAGGAUUUGGAUGUGAAGAUGAAAGCAGUGUUACUGGGCGCCUGCUUCCUGCUGGAUUACGCCUUUUUUGAGAGGUCACGCAACAGGACGGAGCGCAGCACCGUGAUUGGUUAACGGAUUUUCUCAUGACUGUAUCCCUUGUUACAUGAUCCUGUUUACACCCUCCUGACUAUAACUGCCCCUCCAUACCCCCCCCCCCCACUAGCCAUAUACCCCAAAGUUUACAGCGGUCUGUAUAAACUGACCUAUUUUGUACAGAUAUAUCUAUUCUAAACUUUUAUGUGUUUGACAAUAAAUAUUCAUCUGUA